Messenger RNA from Dibothriocephalus latus, 270 nucleotides. Lineage: Eukaryota; Metazoa; Platyhelminthes; Cestoda; Diphyllobothriidea; Diphyllobothriidae. The record is from the annotation of a GenBank genome assembly.
AUGCGCACUCACACUGGGGAGCAGCCGUACUGCUGCGGCCAGUGCAACCGUCGUUUCAGCAUCUCCUCCAAUAUGCAACGUCAUGUACGCAACAUUCACCACCUGGAGAAGCCCUUCACCUGCUCCUUCUGCGCCCGCUCCUUCGCUCAGCGAACCAAUCUAGAUCGACACCUACGUCACCACGCCAACGCCGCCGCAUUAAGACCGUCAGCGACCUUGAGGGGAGGCGGUGAUGACCUUGAAACCGCCACAACGUCGCUGAUAACUUAA